AUGCCCCCUCCACCGCCACCACCACCUCCAAUGCCUAUGAUGGGUGGCCCUCCACCACCACCUCCGCCGCCAGGAGGUCCCCCAGGAGCCGGUGCUUUGCCUGCAAGACCACCCGCAGGAGCGAACAGAGGUGCUCUCCUCUCGGAUAUCACCAAAGGCAAGGCUCUCAAAAAAGCCGUUACGAACGACAGGUCUGCCCCGAUAGUUGGAAAGCCGUCCGGCGGCUCGGGAGGUCCGCCCAUAGGAGGUGCACCACCGGUUCCAGGCGUAGGAGGUCUACCUAAAUCUCCCAGCGGCCUAGCGCCUCCAGUACCGGGCAAUCGUGCUAGAAGCAACAGUGACGAGAGCGGACGGGAAAGCACACCCGCUCCAUCGGUGGAUGCAGCACCACAACUGGCCGGUCUAUUUGCCGGCGGCAUGCCAAAGCUGCGCAAGACCCGUGGAGCAGUCGACACCGGAGCUUCUGCGGACUCAUCGUACCUUUCGGAUCCCGAGAGUAAUGUACGAUCAUCCUCCGCACCAAGGCCACCGACUUUCGGAGCGCCAAAGCCUCCGGGAGGUGCGGCGCCGGCCCCGCCAGGAAGGCCGAGCCUGCCUCCUCCCAAUGCUGCUCCAGCACUACCCCCAUCGAUCGCCAACCUGCGCAAGACAACGGGCGAUGUACCCAGGCCCAACUCGUCAGCAUCCAUGAAAGGACCCCCGCCUCCCAUCGGCAAGAAGCCUCCACCACUGCCUGCAUCCCGGAAACCGUCUACUGCGCUCUCCAGUCAUCCUCCUCCAUUACCGGCAUCCCCCAGUGCAGCUCCUCCGCCCCCACCUUCAAACGCACCAUUACCCCCUGCUGCCGCACAUCCCCCGCCAACGGCUCCCCCUUCACGAGCUCGCGCUGGUUCUGGACUUCGCUCCUCUAUGCUGGAUCCAAGCGCAUUCACUCUGGCCCCUAACGGUGCAAAGAGUCCUAGCCCUACCCGCUCCAACACAACAGCUGGUCUACAUGCUGGUGGUGGUGGUGGCCAACGUUAUAUUGUUCAAGAUCCGCGGUGGAAGUUCCAAGACGAGGCGAUGCUGCCAAAACCGAGGGACUUUGUUGGCGGUCCUCGACGAUACAGAGCUGGCAGGGGCAGCAGUGUUCCCCUUGAUCUGAGCGCUCUGUAA
Molecule: messenger RNA, 1155 nt
Organism: Colletotrichum navitas
Lineage: Eukaryota; Fungi; Ascomycota; Sordariomycetes; Glomerellales; Glomerellaceae
Exons: 3
Coding region: 1-1155 (384 amino acids)
Molecular function (GO): actin binding
Source: RefSeq, a predicted model, not a curated record